Molecule: messenger RNA, 1125 nt
Organism: Torulaspora globosa
Lineage: Eukaryota; Fungi; Ascomycota; Saccharomycetes; Saccharomycetales; Saccharomycetaceae
Gene: IMD3
Product: IMP dehydrogenase IMD3
Exons: 1
Coding region: 1-1125 (374 amino acids)
Biological process (GO): GTP biosynthetic process
Cellular component (GO): cytoplasm
Molecular function (GO): IMP dehydrogenase activity
Source: RefSeq, a predicted model, not a curated record
AUGAAUUCAGAAAAUGGUGAGCUUCACUCCAAAUUGAUCGGUAUUGUCACUUCCCGUGACAUUCAAUUUGUUGAAGACAACUCUUUGCCAAUCUCUGAGAUUAUGACCAAGGACGUCGUCACUGGCACUCAGGGUAUCACCUUGGCUGAAGGUAACGAUAUCUUGAAGAAGACCAAGAAGGGUAAGCUUCCAAUCGUUGACAAGGACGGUAGGUUGGUCUCUAUGCUAUCCAGAACCGAUUUGAUGAAGAACCAAACUUUCCCUCUUGCUUCUAAGUCUUUCGCUACUAAGCAACUGCUUUGCGGUGCUGCCAUCGGUACUCUCCCAGCUGACAGAGAGAGAUUGAAACUUUUGGUUGAAGCUGGGUUGGAUGUGGUUGUCAUCGAUUCUUCUCAAGGUAACUCUAUCUUCCAACUGGACAUGAUCAAAUGGAUCAAGGAAACCUUCCCCGAUUUGGAAGUCAUUGGUGGUAACGUCUGUAACAGAGAGCAAGCUGCCAGUUUGAUCGCUGCCGGUGUCGAUGGUUUGAGAAUCGGUAUGGGUUCCGGUUCCAUCUGUAUCACUCAAGAAGUUAUGGCCUGCGGUAGACCUCAAGGUACUGCAGUUUACAACGUCACCAAGUUUGCCAGAGAAUUCGGUGUUCCAUGCAUUGCCGAUGGUGGUGUCCAAAACAUCGGUCACAUCACAAAGGCUUUGGCUUUGGGUGCCUCCACCUGUAUGAUGGGUGGUAUGCUUGCUGGUACUACUGAAUCUCCAGGUGAGUACUUCUACAGAGACGGUAAGAGAUUAAAGGUUUACCGUGGUAUGGGUUCCAUUGAUGCUAUGCAAAAGACCGACAGCAAGGGUAACGCUGCCACUUCUCGUUACUUCUCAGAAGCUGACGACGUCCUUGUGGCUCAAGGUGUCUCCGGUGCUGUCGUCGACAAAGGUUCUGUUAAGAAGUUCAUCUCAUAUCUGUACAAUGGUCUGCAGCACUCAUGCCAGGACAUUGGUGUCAGCUCUUUGCAAGAAUUGAACGAGAAUGUCCAAAACGGUAACAUCAGAUUCGAGUUCAGAACUGCUUCCGCACAGCUGGAAGGUGGUGUCCACAACUUGCACUCUUAUGAAAAACGUCUGCACAAUUGA